AUGGCCACGCUCGCAAUGGUUGGAGCCAGCAUCCCAAGAGCUCGGGCAGCCAAAGACCCUAAGGCCCUAGGACCCGUCAGCAUCGGGAGCGAGAUCCAACGACUGUGUAACAACGGCUUAUACGCACUCCCAGUGUCCGUCUCUUGGGAUCAGAAUAGUGGCUCGAAGCAAGCUGACUUCCCUCGCAAGUAUGCACAUAUCAAAGAUACGGAGGCAUGGAGGCAUUCCAUCAAUCAAACGAUGAAGGAGAAACGGGAUGCAAACGGGCUUGCGAUACUUGCGGGAGUCAGUGGAGUGUAUGUGAUUGACGUUGAUGUAGCUGCAAAGGGGGGUAAGCGACCAGGGAUCGAGCUCUGGCAGCAACUUGUUGAGAUCCACGGGGAGCCGGAGACACUGAAAGCAAGGACCGGCUCUGGUGGGUUGCACUUGUACUUCAAGCUCGACUCUCCAGGUCUCACGUGGAGACGAAAUUUUCAGGGUCUCAAGGUCGACGACGAGACGUUUUGCGUUGAUGGAAGAGGAAUUGGUGGUGUCGUGUUCGCUUCACCAACAAGCUACUCGAUUGCUUACGGCAAGCUUGCAACGUAUGAAUGGAUAAAUGGACCUCCCAGCUAUGAAGCGUGCCAUGAUAUGCCCACCUGGCUCGCGAAAUUGGUCAACAAUCGUGCGGGUCAUAGUGGGCCAUCGAUUGAAGAGGAGGAAGGAGGCAAGGAUCUGGGAGCACCAAUUGAUGCACCCAUAACAGGACGGCCGGUUGAUCAAUACGACGACAUGCACGUGAUCACGCGGUACACAAGAGGAAGCCAAGAGACUCAGGACUUGCUUCUUCAGAUAGUAAAGAAGCACGCGGCACCCCAGGCAUAUGCGAACCUUGGACGCCUCUUUGCGUAUCUUUACAUGAUCGAGGGUCGGAUUCUCGUGACCACCAACGAAGCAGAAAGGAGUCGAGAUCAACUCUUUUUUGUUUGGGACGGGACUUCGUGGGUACAAGACACCUCGAACCUGGUUUCAAGCGUCUUUAUCAGCCAGAUGGGUUGUCUCUUGGCAUGGUAUGAUAGGCAAAGAGAGAGGUGUUUGGGCACUUUGUACGCCAGCCGUCCCGAGUUAGAGGGAUUUGUGGUUGACGGUGUCCCAAAGCCUCCCGACCCCGAUCAGGUCAACCCCAAGCAGAUGAGGAAGAUCAAGAUGGCCAUGGAGACGUGCGCAAAGGAGCUUGACAAGAUCAUGCCAAGUUUUGGAAGGAUCAACGUCCAAGACGUUGCUGACGUGCGCAAGUGCUUGCACUCUGUUGUUAUAGAGCUGCAUGUGAAUGGUCUUCUCGACAAAUUCGAUCAAGAUCCCACAGUUGCAAAUGCUCCGAACGGGUUGAUCGAUCUCCAAACUGGUGCCCUGCUCCCCCAUCGUCCUCAGAACUUGUGCAUUAACCAGACAACCAGAUAUGUGCGGGGAGCGUCCGCACGUUCUACUGCCAAGUUCCGAACGUUCUUGAUGGAUAUUCUUCCCCCAAGGACCAUCGAGUGGCUCCAGAUGUUCCUUGGCUAUGGUCUUACCGAAGAGACGCUGGAAGAGCUGUUUGUCAUCAUGAACGGUAAUAGUGGCUCGAAUGGAAAAGGGUUCCCACAGGAGCGGGGAGGAGCCAUCUUGAUUCGAACGAUUGACGGUAAGAAGCGGCUUAGAGGUUUCUUUGGGAUUCGUUUGAAGACCAAGGAGGAGCUAGAACGGACAGAUGCGCAAGGGAACCUUCCAAAGGCAGACUGA
Klebsormidium nitens is the source of this 1758-nucleotide messenger RNA. The record is from the annotation of a GenBank genome assembly. NCBI's taxonomy places the organism in Eukaryota, Viridiplantae, Streptophyta, Klebsormidiophyceae, Klebsormidiales, Klebsormidiaceae.